AUGUCCAAUCAAAAAAAUCAAAUUCCCUAUGUUUUGGUACCAAAUUUAACGGAAAAGCAGAAAAAACAGUAUAAAUACGUUCCUUCUGACAUCCUUUCUAGCCCAAAGAACCAAGAAUCAUUUGGUGAUACUAAUUACGAUGAUAAUUCACCAAUCCAUAUCAAGGAUGUAAAUGUUUUACAUGGAUGUGACAGUGAUGCAACCGAUAUAAAAACUAAGGAUGCUGAAACCAGGACUACAGGUUAUAAUAAAGAAAGCACGAUUUACAAAGCAACUAAUGUUGAGGAUAUGCGUGAAUUUUUUGAAAAUAAAGUCAAGGAUAAUUCAAUGAGUCAAGGUGCAAAAUUGCAAGAGCAAGAAUACUUAACAGACGGUGAAAUAGAAGAAAUUGUAUUAUUAUCGUCUGGUGAAAUCCAAUUUGUUACAAAAGAUGCGUACAAUAUUCCGAACGUUGAUGAAAAGAAGAGUAUGGUUGUGAAUGGUAAAGACAUAAAGGAUGAAAAUAAUGAUAAAGUAAAUACGAAUACGGGAAAGGAGAUAGUAAAUCAUGUUUCUCAGGAACAUAUAGUAUUUCGAAAUGAAUCGACUUCUAAACAUGCUGCGGAUAAUACAUUAACUACCAUUUCAAAGGGAAAAGCGGCGGCGGUUCAAUAUUUGGUUAAAUAUAAAUCUUUAAGGGAACCAAAGUGGAUAAUUGCUAAUAAAAUUGAUCCAAUGGUGAAUAAGGAGCUACUAGAAAAGAAAGAUAAGAAACAGAAAGAAUCAAAAGACCGCAAACGGAAGAGACAAUAUGAAAACGAAAAUAAUGAUAUAGAUUGGGAAAAUGAAGUCGUCGAAGUGAGAGGAAUGAUAAAAAAUUCAAAUAAUCAAGUUGAUGGAAGACUAACUAAACAUUAUAAUGCAGUUGUAAAUACUAAAUGUCCUCAAAAGGUGAUUGAAUAUUAUGAAAAGCAUUUGGUAUUUAGUCCCAAAAAAUCAAAGAAAUAA
Funneliformis caledonium is the source of this 987-nucleotide messenger RNA. The record is from the annotation of a GenBank genome assembly. Lineage: Eukaryota; Fungi; Glomeromycota; Glomeromycetes; Glomerales; Glomeraceae.